This is a messenger RNA of Neocloeon triangulifer, 1641 nucleotides long. RefSeq names its product ubiquitin carboxyl-terminal hydrolase 12-like. Gene Ontology annotation, biological process: protein deubiquitination. The coding region runs from base 132 to 1169 and encodes 345 amino acids. Gene Ontology annotation, cellular component: nucleus; cytosol. Gene Ontology annotation, molecular function: cysteine-type endopeptidase activity; cysteine-type deubiquitinase activity. Lineage: Eukaryota; Metazoa; Arthropoda; Insecta; Ephemeroptera; Baetidae. The record is from RefSeq and is a predicted model, not a curated record. The transcript is spliced from 7 exons.
GAAAGUACAUAAAAUAAUACCUCAUGGGAUUGUUUUGAUUGAUUUGUUAUUUAUCAAGUUCUAACAAGCUAAAUUCUCAGACUGUUCAAUACCGAAAAGUCUCACCCAAUUGAUUUCAAAUUGUACCAGGGAUGAUUUUGGCUGUAUCCAAGAAUGAUGAUGAAGGGAAAAGAAAAAUGCCAUCGGUGGAAGUUGAAACAGUUAAUAAGACGGGAAGAUCUCAUCUAAACGUUCAAGUUAGGAAGUGCCAUUACAUUGAUUGUGAUAGCACUUCAUUAAAUGGAAUUGAUCUUAAAUGUGCUCCAAAGGCUUCAAGUAUAAAUAAUGCUGAGCGUAGAAGACAAUGGUUGAUAAACAUGGGCUUGCCUGCUGAUGAUGAGCGAACAGAUAUUCGAUGUUGUGUCAAACACUUUGACAUAAAAUUUUUUUACGGAAAUGGUAAACUGAUCAAAGAUGCAGUACCUAAGCCAUGGAUGCCAGCUUUACCGACGAGAAAUCUAGAUCCAGAUGUGGAAGAUGUCAAUCCAAUUGGGGAGUCUUUGGAUUGUUCAAUACGAAAAACAUUUGAUGCUGUUGACGGUCCAUUGCGAGGAUUGGUGAAUAUGGGGAACUCAUGCUAUAUAAAUUCACUUUGCCAGGCUUGGUUUGCAUGCAGCUGGAUUUGGAUGCUGCUUAAUAAUCACAAAGAAGAAAGUUGCCAACUCUUGAAGUCUAAAAGUUGCAUUAUUUGCUUGCUGAAAGAAGUUGGUCGUGAGGUAACAAAAACUUGUGCUGAGCCUUUCACACCCUUGGACUUGCUUACACAAAUUUGGAGCACAAAAGAUUUUGACGAAGGUUUACAGCAGGACUCCAUGGAAUUGCACAGAAUGUUACUCGAAAAGAUUGAGUCGUUGGAUAAGAAGGGAGUGAGUGAAGUUUUCGAGGGCAAAGAAGUUUUUGAGCGUCAAUGUUUAGUGUGCGGCAAAACCCGGUAUUUAAGUCAGCCCAUGUACGACCUUUGCCUACCCAUGGCAUCUGAUUUGAAGGAAGCUCUGCGUAUUUACAUGAACAGUGACGAUAGCUGCGUUCAUGAGCCGUAUUGCUCACAUUGCCACAGAGGAACUCCACAAAAGGAAAUAAUUUAUUUUCAGGAGCUUCCAAAAGUUUUGGUAAUUCAACUGAAAAGGUGAUUUUGAUUCAAAUUUUGAUGAGCGUUGUGUAACGGGGAUUUAUUUAAUUUAUGUUUUUUAUUAUUUUUUCAAUUUAUUAUUAUUUACUCUGUAAUUAAUUUUGUUUCUGUUUCCAGCAAUCCAAAUGAAAAUGUGCAGACCCAUUAUGUGACUAACAAAACUGAGAAGAACAUAACUUUUAUUUUUUCAACUCGUCUUGUUUUUUUUGCAAGCGUUAUUUUUAUUUGUUAUCAGGGAAGUUUUAGAGUUAAAAAAAGAACAUUUUACUUUGUGAUUUCAUUUUGUAGGUACAUGGGUGAAGGAAUGUUAUUGGUGGUGUUGAAAAAGUGAUGUCUGUGGUUUUGUGUUGAUGUGCCUCAUCAGGUGGUGUGUUCAUUUCAAAGAAUUAAUUAAUACGGGAUCUGGUAUGGAUUGAAUAAGUGAUAUUAUAUUCAUACUAAAUUAUUCUCUAUUCAACUUCAAUAAUAAAAAU